This is a messenger RNA of Tyto alba (common barn owl), 9361 nucleotides long. It is a transcript of the gene SYNJ1, whose product is annotated as synaptojanin 1. NCBI's taxonomy places the organism in Eukaryota, Metazoa, Chordata, Aves, Strigiformes, Tytonidae. Gene Ontology annotation, cellular component: presynapse; perinuclear region of cytoplasm. Gene Ontology annotation, biological process: synaptic vesicle endocytosis; phosphatidylinositol dephosphorylation; brain development. The record is from RefSeq and is a predicted model, not a curated record. The transcript has 31 exons. Gene Ontology annotation, molecular function: phosphatidylinositol-4,5-bisphosphate 5-phosphatase activity; RNA binding. Bases 2308 to 7020 code for a protein of 1570 amino acids.
AGCCUGGUCUGGUGGAAGGUGUCCCUGCCCACGGCAGGGGGGUUGGGACUGCAUGAUCUUUGGAGGUUCAUUCCAAUCCAAACCAUUCUGUGAUGUUUCAAAAAGUCACUAAGCAAAUAAUGGAGUUGUCCAUUUUCGACUGUGUUACAAUGAUUAGCUAUCAGAAAAAAAAAAAAAAAUAUCCUGAGGCAAAAUAUAUGUGUUCAUAAGAAAACAACCACACGUGCCAGAUGAAUCUAUUUUAUCUGAUGAAAAAAUGUGAACAAACUUGAUACUUCAAUUGUAUUACGCUACAAGUACUUACCAUUUUAGCCUUGGGUGUAUCUUGUAAAACAACCUUUAAAUUGUUGUACCUGUUAGUGAUCUUUAUGCAUGGAUAAGACCAGAACACAGUUGCUUUUCCUCCACAGCAGACACACUGUCAUUCUUUUAUUUUUACAUUCUCAGUAGUAAAAAAGUUUCAUGAGUUUCUUUUUGAUGCUAUGCUAGAGAUAGCUCAGUAACGUCAGAGUUUACCAUGAGCAAGUGAGAAAUAGCAUAAACUGUAAUAAGCUGUUAGCAAUUAUGCACUUUAGUAAUUUCAAAACCCAUGAAAGUUAUCUUUAAAUAGUCUUUUAAAAUGUCAUACUUUUAUUUAUCUAUAGAACAUUUUCAGUGGGGUCAUCAUAAUGCCUGUAGGAAGCUGGCCAGCUAAAAAUACAUUAAGAUUAUUUACACUGUAUUUUACAUCACAAAUAUCUGCUCUGUGUUCUCUCUCACCAGCAUACUCCACUGAACUGGUACUUACCGUAUGGUAGAUAGGUGGGAUAAGACCAUAUUUAAAUAUCAGAAGAUUAUGUAUACAAUCUAUGAUUUCACUAGAAUAGAGUAGAGCUAUUCAGAGAGUAUAUCUAAAACAUAACAUUUUGUGUUUUAAGUUUGUAAGAAACAAAUAAAGUCUUCCCAUUUUUAAUUUUUAUCCCUCUGUCCCGGUUUUGGUUGGGACAGAGUUAAUUUUCCUCCUAGUAGCUGGUGCAGUGCUGCGUUUUGGAUUUAGUGUGAGAAUGAUGCUGAUAACACACUGAUGUUUUAGUCAUUGCUGAGUAGCCUUAACCCAAGUGAAGGACGUUUCAGUUUCCCGUGCUGUGCCAGCGAGGAGAUGCCCCAGAGGCUGGGAGGGAGCACGGCCAGGACGGCUGACCCGCACUAGCCACAGGGAUAUGCCAGCCCAUAGGCCCUCAUGCUCAGGAGAUAAACGGGGGGGAGCUGGUCGGGGGGGCUGAUCGCUGCUCCGGCAUCGGUCAGCGGGUGGUGAGCAAUUGCAUUUUGCAUCACUUGCCUUUACUUGGGUUUCAUUUCUCGCUCUUUCAGUUUUUCAUCAUUUGUUUCUUCUAUUUCAGCUCUCCACUCAAACUGCCAGCAUAACCCGAGGCGCAGCAAGGCCCACUUCUCUCUUGAUUUUAGCACGCAGCUCCCCAACCUGCCUCCUCGGCAGCUUGCAGCCCGUCACCAGCGCAACACCGCACAGCUCCCGGGAAGCGGUCCGCACUCCUCCUCCCCUUACAGCCUGCGCAAGCUGAAUGGAAAUUUCCAGGGAGAUGCCUACCGUCUGUCCCUAAAACUUUGGGAGCCUGCCUGGGGAGGGCGGGCGCUCGCCGCCAUUCGGAGCCCCCACCCGGCCCCAGCCCCUGCGCGACCGCCGGCACCGGCGGAUUCCGCGCCCGUCGCGCCUCUUCCGCUGCGAGGCUUUCCAGCGUGCACCGCCCCUCGCCGCCCGACCCCUAAGAAUCUUCUCCCUGUACGUAAAUAAAGAAAGAACCGGGGCUGGACCCUGCACCCGCAGCACGUUUUUUUCAACCCUGAAGCCUGCGAGCCGGCGCCGCCACAAGACGACGCGAAGGGAGAGCUUCUCCUGAGAGCUCUCCCUUCUUCCUUUUUUUCCCCUCAGCGGCCGGGGUUUCCUCAGGCUGAACCCCACCCUGUCCCCUGGGCUUGCCCAGCGCCCCGUGUCCUGCCUCACGGAGCCCACGCCACGGCUGCUGCUGACGGGGAAGGCGGGUCCCCGCUGCAGCGUCUCCCACCGACCCCGCUCCCCCACGGCGCCUCCCCACGCCCCCCCAUUCCUUCCCCCCGUUCUCCACCCCGCCCGCCGCCGCCGCCGCCGUCCCCUCACGCCCUCUACCGACUUUCCGGCGGCGGGAGGCGCAAUGCGGAAGGGACGGCGGGGCCGGGGAGGAAGUGAGGUCCCGCCGGCUCCCGCGGCACGGAGCGGAGCGGGCGGCCGUUGGUGGCAGGUGGCGCGGCCGGACUGCCUCUGGUAAAGGCAAAAUGGCUUUCAGUAAAGGAUACCGUGUCUAUCACAAGCUGGAUCCGCUUCCAUUCAGUGUGAUAGUGGAAACCAGAAACAGAGAAGAAUGUCUCAUGUUUGAAUCUGGAGCUGUGGCUGUCCUCUCUUCUGCAGAAAAAGACACAAUCAAGAAUACCUACUCCAAAGUAAUGGAUGCAUAUGGGCUCUUGGGUGUAUUAAGAUUAAACCUUGGAGACACAUUGUUACAUUAUCUGGUUCUAGUAACAGGAUGCAUGUCUGUGGGAAAGAUUCAAGACUCUGAAGUUUUUCGAGUUACCUCCACUGAAUUUGUAUCAUUACGAAUUGAUUCAACAGAUGAAGAUCGUAUUUCAGAAGUGCGCAAAGUUUUGAACUCAGGAAACUUUUAUUUUGCAUGGUCUGCAACUGGUGUCAGUUUAGAUCUUAGUCUCAAUGCUCACCGCAGCAUGCAGGAGCACACCACUGACAAUAGGUUUUUCUGGAACCAGUCACUGCAUUUACAUCUGAAGCACUAUGGUGUGAACUGUGAUGACUGGUUGUUACGUCUCAUGUGUGGAGGAGUGGAGAUAAGAACAAUUUAUGCAGCUCACAAGCAGGCAAAGGCUUGUCUCAUUUCACGACUAAGCUGUGAACGGGCUGGCACCAGAUUUAAUGUCCGGGGAACAAAUGAUGACGGUCAUGUUGCUAAUUUUGUUGAAACAGAGCAGGUGAUAUUUUUAGAUGACUCUGUGUCAUCUUUCAUACAGAUUCGAGGAUCUGUUCCAUUAUUUUGGGAACAGCCAGGCCUGCAGGUGGGAUCCCAUCGUGUCAGAAUGUCAAGGGGUUUUGAGGCGAAUGCACCAGCUUUUGACAGGCAUUUCCAAACUCUUAAAAAUUUAUAUGGCAAGCAAAUUAUUGUAAAUUUACUUGGGGCAAAAGAAGGGGAGCACAUGCUCAGCAAAGCUUUUCAGAACCAUUUGAAAGCAUCUGAACAUUCAGCUGAUAUCAAAAUGGUCAACUUUGACUAUCAUCAAAUGGUUAAAGGUGGAAAGGCAGAAAAACUACACAGUGUGCUUAAACCUCAAGUCCAGAAAUUUUUAGAGUGUGGAUUUUUUUAUUUUGAUGGAAAGGAAGUUAAAAGAUCUCAAAGUGGUACUGUCAGAACAAACUGCUUGGACUGUCUGGAUAGAACAAACAGUGUGCAGGCUUUCUUUGGCUUAGAGAUGCUAACAAAACAACUGGAGGUAUUAGGACUAGCUGAGAAGCCUCAGUUGGUUACUCGCUUUCAGGAAGUUUUUCGAUCCAUGUGGUCUGUGAAUGGUGAUUCUGUCAGUAAAAUUUAUGCUGGAACUGGAGCCCUUGAAGGAAAAGCUAAGGCUGGAAAGCUGAAGGAUGGUGCUCGUUCUGUGACCAGAACGAUUCAAAAUAACUUUUUUGAUAGCUCCAAGCAGGAGGCCAUUGAUGUUUUGUUAUUGGGAAAUACCCUAAAUAGUGAUUUAGCAGAUAAAGCACGGGCUCUCUUAACCACCAGCAGUUUACGCGUUUCAGAGCAAUCAUUACAAUCAGCAUCUGUAAAAGUGCUAAAGAGUAUGUGUGAAAACUUUUAUAAGUAUGCAAAGCCGAAAAAAAUUAGAGUCUGCGUCGGGACGUGGAACGUCAAUGGGGGGAAGCAGUUUCGAAGUAUUGCCUUUAGAAAUCAGACCCUCACUGACUGGCUUCUAGAUGCACCAAAGUUAGCUGGUAUUCAUGAAUUCCAAGAUCGCAAAAGCAAGCCUGUAGACAUAUUUGCCAUUGGAUUUGAAGAAAUGGUGGAGUUAAAUGCAGGAAACAUUGUGAAUGCCAGCACAACCAAUCAGAAGCUCUGGGCUGCUGAACUGCAGAAGACUAUAUCAAGAGAUUACAAGUAUGUGCUGCUGGCUUCUGAGCAGUUGGUGGGCGUCUGCCUUUUUGUGUUCAUCAGGCCCCAGCAUGCUCCUUUUAUCAGGGAUGUUGCUGUUGAUACUGUAAAGACUGGGAUGGGAGGAGCCACUGGUAAUAAAGGUGCAGUAGCAAUUCGGAUGUUGUUUCAUACAUCCAGUCUUUGCUUUGUCUGCAGUCAUUUUGCUGCAGGUCAAUCACAAGUUAAAGAGAGAAAUGAAGACUUCGUAGAAAUAGCUCGCAAGCUUGGUUUUCCAAUGGGAAGGAUGCUCUUUUCCCAUGACUAUAUCUUUUGGUGUGGUGACUUUAAUUAUCGAAUAGAUAUUCCAAACGAGGAGGUUAAGGACCUAAUACGACAACAGAACUGGGAUCCCCUUAUUGCAGGAGACCAACUUAUCAAUCAGAAAAAUUCUGGACAGAUUUUUAGGGGAUUUUUGGAAGGGAAAAUAAAUUUUGCUCCUACAUACAAAUAUGAUCUGUUUUCUGAUGACUAUGACACCAGUGAAAAAUGUCGCACACCGGCCUGGACAGAUCGUAUUCUUUGGAGGAGAAGAAAAUGGCCUUUUGACCGAUCAGCCGAAGACCUGGACCUUCUGAAUGCUAGUUUUCAUGAUGACAGUAAUGUCCCUUAUACGUGGAAUCCUGGUACUUUGUUGCACUAUGGAAGAGCAGAGCUGAAAACAUCUGAUCAUAGGCCUGUGGUUGCACUGAUUGACAUCGAUAUAUUUGAAAUUGAAGCGGAAGAGAGACAAAAAGUUUAUAAGGAGGUGAUCGCAAUGCAAGGACCACCUGAUGGUACUGUAAUGGUCUCCAUCAGAAGUUCUUCAGCAGAAGAAAACUAUUUUGGUGAUAACUUGAUUGAUGAUCUUCUUCAAAAAUUUGCAAGCUAUGGUGAAGUUAUACUUAUAAGGUUCGUGGAAGACAAGAUGUGGGUAACAUUUUUGGAAGGAAGCUCUGCUUUGAAUGCUAUGAAUUUGAAUGGUACUGAGCUACAAGGAAGGACUAUAAAUAUAAGCUUGAAAAAUCCCGAUUGGAUCAGAAGUCUGGAAGAUGAAAUGAAUCUAGAGAAGAUUAAUAUUGGGCUGCCUUCAUCGACAAGCUCCACUUUACUUUGCGAAGAUGCUGAGGUUACUGCAGACUAUGAUAUGGAAGGAGACAUUGAUGACUAUAGUGCUGAAGUAGAAGAAAUCCUUCCUCAGCAUCUACAGCCGACUUCAAGCUCUGGUCUUGGAACCUCCCCAAGCUCCUCACCACGUUCCAGUCCCUGUCAAUCCCCUACGCUGUCAGAUGGACCUGCGCUCCCAGUGAGACCAAGCCGAGCACCAACAAAAGCUCCUGGACCACCUGUUUCUACACACACUGAAUUUCAGCUUGGUCCCCAGCAGAAAGAGCCUUCUCAGAGCUUGGAGCCUAAGCGUCCUCCACCACCUCGCCCCGUUGCUCCUCCUGCACGCCCUGCCCCACCACAGAGGCCGCCUCCGCCAUCAGGCGGUAGGAGUCCUGCACCUGCUAGAAAAGAAUUUGGAGGUCUUGGAGCUCCUCCCAGUCCUGGGGUAGCUAGGAGAGAAGUAGAAGUUCGUAGUCAGCCUCCACCUUCAACUGGAAUAUCAAGCACAGGAACUGCUGGAUAUGGUACAACCAGACCGACUGUUCCACCUCGAGCUGGAGUUAUUAGUGCACCACAAAGCCAUGUCCGUCCCUCUGGGGGAAGACCAGCACCCGAAACUCAGACCAAACCAGCUGAACCACCAAGGGGCUCACCGUUGCUUCCUGAACCACUAAAGCCUCAGGCUGCUGGACCAGCUCAGCCACCACCUGCGCUAAGGAUGCAGGAGCCUCUGAUACCUGUGGCAUCACACCCAUCUCAGACAAGUGCCCCACAGAGUCUGGAACCCCCACAGCCGCCGCCUCGUAGUCGAUCAUCUCACAGUUUGCCUUCUGAAUCUGCUCCUUCACAGAAGCAGAUUAAAACAAAUGGAACAUACGGCACUAAACUUGAAACACAGUUAAACAGUGACCCUUUUGAAGAUUUGUCAUUUAAGCUGCUUGUGUCAAAGAUGCAGAGGUCUGUUCGAACAUCACCUGUUCCGACUUUAAACCAAAAGGAGUUGAUGCAGUUGCCUUCAGCAACACAAAGAAAUACUGAUGCUCUGAAUACUGUAAAUUGCAUGCCAGCAAUGCCUCCUAUUCCAACCUUUAACACAUCGCAGGAACAUAAGCGCAGCUCUCCAAAUCCAUUUAUUACUGGUCUGAACUGCACGAAUCCAUUCACUGAAAGAACUCCUAAUGCUGGAAACCCAUUUAGAACGGAAACACAAGAGUCUGAAAUAACUUCACAUUUACUAGAAGGACGUGCCGCUUGCAAUCCUUUCCCUUCUCUAAAUCCCCCCAGCUGUAAUACAAGCAAGCCUGUAUUUUCUGUUGAUGCAUCUGAAAACACUUCUUGCUUGCGAAGUAAAUCUCUCAUGGUAAAAAACAUACAGCCAAAAGGAUGGGUAACAUUUGAGGAGGAGGAGGAGAAUUUCCAUGUAAAGCUAAAGCCAUUUAAAAGUGUUCCAGAUUUUAAGCAACUCAGUUCCAGGAGGUCAGCUGGAUCUCCAGAUUUGCUGGACACUGAGCAAAAGACUUUUCUAGGUUCAGACUUCAACUUUGAUAAUGACUGGAAUAAAAGCUCUACUGAUUGCUUCUAUACAAUGCCAGCAAGAAGACCACCUGCACCUCCUAUACCAUCACGAAUAACCAGCAACAGGUCCCCCACAGAUCCUUUCACUUCUUUGGCACCUAAGGUGUCACCAACACAAGAUUUUACAGAAAGAUAGAUGUUCAAAAAUAUAAGAGGCUAUAUUUGUUGCUACAUUUAUCCAGUAGAAUAAUUGGGCAUUUGAGAUUAUUCUGUGUGCAAUAAUUAAUUGUCAAAUGCACUGAAAUUUAACUCUACUCAUAAACAGCCACUAUUGUUUGUGUAUAAAUUUUGAAUAUGUAUAUAUGGUAGAGCACAAAAAAUUGUCUGCAAUUUAUUAAAAUCCCGAUGUAAUAGUAUUUGAAUAGACAGAGAAAAAAAAGGAUGAGCUACUAAUCUCAUUAAAAUAUACCAAUCUUGGAAAUAGUUUUUGCUUAGGGAGCACUCUCAUUUCUGUUCCCCUUCAUGGAAUUUCAAAAAUAGAGUCUCCCUGCUGGUAGCCUCCCCACUCCCUUUUUGCUGUUUUGUUAAUUGAUAUUUAUAAGUAUUUACCAAAGAGCUGCCAAAGUUUAUUGAGAUUUGAAUGUUGACAAGUAUUGUUUAGAAGUUGUUUAAUUUAUAACAGAAGCUAUGGAUAUUUGUAAGGCUUAUAUUUGAAUUUGAAGCACAACAAAAAAUAGUUUAAUUUCAAAAUACAAACAAAACUUUGCGUAUUAAUAUAUUCAAUAUUUGACUUUAAUUUUCUGUGUCAGUACAUUUCAGCUAUUAAAUCUUAUUGUGACAUGUACUCACUAGCAUUACUUCAGAAUAGUUGUUCCACAUCAUCCAUUUAUUCAUCACUAUUUAAAAGAUACUUUUUUCCACAAAUCAGAAACAACUGAUACAACACAUUUUCCCCUCAACAUCUGGAAAAAAAUUCCCCUUGGGUUUUGGAAUACAAAGCAGUCUUUACCAGUUGCAGACAACAUAUUGGGGUGGGCUUGUCCCACUCUUCUCUUUUGCACGUUGGAAGGGCUUUCUUGUCCUAUAGAAAGACCUGAGUGAAGGGAUCAGCAGCCAAGUUACAGCAUCAGAGAAAGAGAAAGUCAUCUUAGGUGAUUGGGCUGUCUGCUCGGCAUCCUCCCCAGCUACUAGACUUACUGCUGUAUUUUUAAAAUCUUGCUUUCAAAGAAAACAGGAGAACAGUAAUUCUCUGAGCUGAACAGUCACCUUUGUGGUUAAUUCUGUCACUUCUGCAGUUAAAACUAAAUGAGUAACAACUCUUCAUCCAGAGACAGGGACCAUCCUCUGUGUGGUGCUGCUUUGAGGCUUGUGAAGGUUAAGUCACAGUUCUGCGUAUUACGCCAUAAAAACGCAACUCUUUCUGCUUUUAUGAUUUUUCUCAAGCUCACACGAGAUUACAUAAAAUACAGUAUGUUGUUACCUUGAAGCAAUUUGAAAUAACUGAUUUCCUUAACUCCAUUUAUGAAUGCUAUAAAACCCUGCAGUUCUCCUUACGAUUCGCAGUGUCUUAGGACAUAACUUGUAUAUGCAGCUGCAUACUUUCAUCCAAAGCAAAAUGUGUCACAACAGUGUCGCCUCUCGGGGGACUGCAAAUAUAUAUGCCUACACGCAUUGGCUUACUUGUGAGCAAACUGCACUGGUUCUGCAAAACCAGGGACUGAAACACAGCAUACUAGCAGCGUAUUUAUAUCAGCAAAAUACACAAUGACAGCACUUUCUUUUUUUUUAAGUUCUCAAAUGCUAUCAAAACAUUAUUUAUAAAAUAAUCCACUCUUCCUUUAAACAGUGUAUAUGGUUAGCCAUGAGCUGCAGUUGUAUAGAGGAGUGAGGAUAGUGAGUUUUAUAUUGUGCUUUUUUCUGUUCAGGUCAUUAAACAGUACUUGUGCAUUUUUAACAGCAGUGGUACUGUACUCUUUGUGCUUCAGUAUGUGAAUUACCUUGUUUUAAACUGUUGCUAUAAACAUAUGUGUGAUUGGUGUUUUGGUAUAUUCUUACAUUAGCAAAACAAUUUUUGGGGGGAAACUUUUUGCUAGUGGGAGUUACGUGAUAAAUAUGUUCUCUGUUGAAUAUUUAAUUACAGUGAUUAAAAACUACUGUUUAAACUAGACCUGGUAUACAGCACCUCUACACUUUACAGGAUUACGGAGAUUGACAGCAACCUACUGCAAGGAUCGCAAGAAAUGCUCCAAAAAUAUAGUGUGUAUGUCUGUGUAUAUAUAGCUAACCGCUGUAACGUGUACUAAUGAAAAUAAUUACUAGCAGAAGUUCUGAAGAUACAAAGAAUUAAAAUUAGAAGCGCUCAAAACUUUUCUCAUGAAUUCUGUGUUCCCUGUGGUAAAUUGCUCUGUUAAAUGUGAGGAUGUUCCUGCUUGUGGCGCACAUAUCUCUCUGGCUGUACCCUGCGCCAGAGCUGCAACAUUCCGUAUCUGCCCGCGGGAAGGCGGUGGUGUAUUCCUGAAAUAAACGUAUCUGCUCUU